Ziziphus jujuba (common jujube) is the source of this 3258-nucleotide messenger RNA. Its product is annotated as probable linoleate 9S-lipoxygenase 5. The transcript is spliced from 9 exons. NCBI's taxonomy places the organism in Eukaryota, Viridiplantae, Streptophyta, Magnoliopsida, Rosales, Rhamnaceae. The record is from RefSeq and is a predicted model, not a curated record. Gene Ontology annotation, biological process: lipid oxidation. Gene Ontology annotation, molecular function: metal ion binding; protein binding; oxidoreductase activity, acting on single donors with incorporation of molecular oxygen, incorporation of two atoms of oxygen. Bases 449 to 3010 code for a protein of 853 amino acids.
CGACAAAGCAUGAUUGAACAAAUCAAAAAAAAAAAAAAAAAAAAAAAAUGGAAAGAAAGAAAGAAGUAAGAAAGAAGGGAGAAAACAACAACAAAUGAGGACUAGAGAGGAUAAGGUAAGUUUGACCAUUUAAGUAGGAAAUAUCAAUUGUAAAGAUUAAAAAGUGGAGGCAAAAAGACCAGGGGUUGAUGAUGGAGAAAAGGAACAGCUAUUUUAGGUAAAGUAGGAGAUGAAAAGGGAAAAGACAAGCUUCCUCAAUGCAUGGAAAACCAAGAGACAUGUCCUUUUGCAAUUUACAGAGUAGCAGUAUAUAUAGGGAUAAGAAUUCGAACAGAGUUGUAUUGAACAAAGUAAGAAAAGAAUCGGAGGGUCAUUUUUAUGUCCAAAAGUUGACGUAGCUAGUGUCCAUUAUAUAAGAAGGAAGAAAAAAAAAAAAAAAAAAAAGAAAAUGACUGGGAAUAAUGGGAGUACGAGGAAGAUAAAAGGGACAGUAAUUUUGAUGAAGAAACAUUUCUUAGACUUCAAUGACUUCAAUGCUUCUCUUCAUGAUCGUGUGGAUGAGUUGUUGGGCAAAAGGGUUUCUCUGCAGCUCAUCAGUUCUGUUAAUGCUGACCCUGAAAACGGGUACAAAGGGAAGCUUGGAAAGCCAGCUUACUUGGAAGGCUGGGCUACAACAAUCACCCGUGUAACAGCAGGCGAAUCUGAGUUCAAGGUUACCUUUGAUUGGGAAGAGGAAAUAGGAGUUCCAGGAGCCAUCCUAAUUAAAAAUGGUCAUCAUAGUGAAUUCUACCUCAAGACUGUCACAGUGGAAGAUGUUUCUGGUGGUGAUGCUCAUGUCCAUUUUGUUUGCAACUCAUGGGUAUACCCUGCCACCAAAUACAAAGAAGAUCGCGUUUUCUUCAGUAACAAGACAUAUCUUCCACAUGAAACACCGGCUCCACUACGCCAGUACAGAGAGAAUGAGCUAGAGAUUUUGAGAGGAGAUGGAAAAGGACAGCUCCAGGAAUGGGAUAGGGUCUAUGACUAUGCUUACUACCAUGAUUUGGGGAAUCCAGAUAAGGAUUCAAAAUAUGCCCGUCCAAUUCUUGGAGGGUCUAGUGACUAUCCUUACCCUCGAAGGGGAAGAACAGGCAGGGAAACAACAAAGACAGAUCCUAAUUGUGAGAGUAGGCUGGAUCUUCGUCUGAGCUUAAACGUUUAUGUUCCAAGAGACGAGCGGUUUGGUCACUUGAAGAUGUCAGACUUCCUUGCUUAUGCACUGAAAUCUGCAUCUCAGGUCCUUAAACCUGUUCUACAAGAUCUAUAUGACAGUACACCAGGCGAGUUUGACAGUUUCCAAGAUGUAAAUAAUCUUUAUGAUGGUGGAAUUAAGUUGCCUAAAGAAAAACUUGACCAUAUCAAGGAAAAAAUUCCCACUGAGAUUCUCAAAGAAAUUAUCCGAACUGAUGGUGAACAAUUCCUGAGAUUCCCUACACCACAAGUGAUUAAAGAGGAUAGGUCUGCAUGGAGGACUGAUGAAGAAUUUGGAAGAGAAAUGCUGGCUGGAGUGAACCCUGUCAUUAUCCGUCGUCUCCAAGAGUUCCCACCAACAAGCAAGCUAGAUCCUGAAGCUUAUGGUAAUCAAAACAGUGUUAUAGCUGAAGAAGACAUAAAGAGUAACUUGGAUGGUCUCAGUGUAGAUGAGGCAAUCCAGAACAACAAGUUGUUUAUAUUAGAUCAUCAUGAUGCAUUGAUGCCAUACCUGAGGAGGAUAAACUGUGAUUCGACAAAGAUCUAUGCCAGCAGGACAAUCCUUUUCUUGAAAGAUGAUGGAACUUUGAAGCCAUUGGUUAUUGAAUUAAGCUUACCGCACCCUGAUGGUGAUCAAUUUGGUGCACAAAGCAAAGUGUAUACACCAGCUGAGGAAGGUGUCGAAAGUUCAAUUUGGCAACUGGCUAAAGCUUAUGUGGCUGUGGAUGAUUCGGGAUAUCAUCAGCUAAUUAGCCAUUGGUUGAAUACGCAUGCUGUAAUUGAACCUUUUGUGAUAGCAACAAACAGGCAGCUUAGUGUGCUCCACCCAAUUUUCAAACUUUUGCAGCCUCACUUCCGUGACACCAUGAAUAUAAAUGCACUUGCAAGGCAGACUCUCAUCAAUGCUGGUGGAUUUCUGGAGUUUACUGUUUUUCCAGGGGAGAAUGCAAUGGAAUUGUCAUCAGCAGUUUAUAAACACUGGGUUUUUCCAGAGCAAGCACUGCCAGAAGAUCUCAUCAAGCGAGGAGUGGCAGUAAAGGACUCAAAUUCUCCACACGGUGUUCGCCUGCUUAUAGAGGACUACCCAUUUGCUGUUGAUGGGCUUGAGAUCUGGUCUGCCAUUAAAACAUGGGUUGAAGACUAUUGCUCCUACUACUACCAGACAGAUCAAAUGGUUCAGGAAGAUGCAGAACUUCAAUCCUGGUGGAAGGAGCUUAGAGUGGAAGGUCAUGGAGACUUGAAAGAUAAACCUUGGUGGCCAAAAAUGCAGACACGUGAAGAGCUUGUAGAGUCAUGCACCAUAGUCAUAUGGAUUGCUUCUGCUCUCCAUGCAGCUGUCAACUUUGGACAGUACCCUUAUGCAGGCUACCUUCCAAACCGCCCUACAAUAAGCCGCCGGUUCAUGCCUGAAAAGGGAACUCCUGAAUAUGAUGAGCUUGAGUCUGACCCUGAUAAGGCAUUCCUGAAAACCAUUACUGCACAGCUUCAGACACUUCUUGGGGUUUCCCUGAUAGAAAUCUUGUCAAGGCAUUCUACUGAUGAGAUCUAUCUUGGACAAAGAGACACUGCUGAAUGGACGUCAGAUGAAGAACCAUUGAAAGCCUUUGAAAAAUUUGGAAAGAAACUGGCUGAAAUUGAAGAUAGAAUCAUGGAGAGGAACAAUGAUAAGAAACUGAGAAACCGAGGUGGGCCAGUUAAGAUGCCAUACACUCUGCUCUUUCCGACUAGCAGCGAAGGUGGACUUACUGGCAGAGGAAUUCCCAACAGCGUCUCCAUCUAAAGCUUAUCUAAUUUUAUUUUGUUAUUUGAGUUUUUUCAUUUUAUAUGAUGCCCUUAUACUUAGGUAGUUAAUUUGUAAUAAGCAUGGAAUACAUUAGUCUUGGAAAAAUAUCCCAUAGAAACAGAACAUUAGUCAAACACAUAUUAAGAGUGCAAUAACCUCAAUGGAUCUAUAGACAGACAUUGUAAGCCUCCAAAUCAAUGUAUAUUCAGCAAAAGAGUGUAAUGCAAUGUCAUUUUUCUUUUUUA